Diplodia corticola is the source of this 1101-nucleotide messenger RNA. Its product is annotated as homocysteine methyltransferase. NCBI's taxonomy places the organism in Eukaryota, Fungi, Ascomycota, Dothideomycetes, Botryosphaeriales, Botryosphaeriaceae. The coding region runs from base 1 to 1101 and encodes 366 amino acids. Gene Ontology annotation, biological process: S-methylmethionine cycle. Gene Ontology annotation, molecular function: S-adenosylmethionine-homocysteine S-methyltransferase activity; zinc ion binding. The record is from RefSeq and is a predicted model, not a curated record. The transcript has a single exon.
AUGCCGCCGCCCACGACGACCUCAUCAUCACCCGCCGCCCAGCACCUCUCCCCCAGCACGCCCCUCAUCCUCGACGGCGCGCUGGCGACGGAGCUCGAAGCGCGCGGCCUCUCGCUCGCCACGCGCCUCUGGUCCGCCGCGGCGCUCGCCGCGCCCGCCCCGACGGCCGCCAUCCGCGCCGUGCACGCGUCCUACUACGCGGCCGGCGCGGCCGUCGCCACCACGGCCUCGUACCAGGCGUCGGCGCCGGGGCUGCGCGCGGCGGGCUACGCCGAGGCCGAGGCGCGCGCGCUGAUCGUGCGGAGCGUGGAUGUCGCGAGGGAGGCGAGGGAGGAACAGCGACGACAACAAGGUGCUAGUAAGGAGAUGCUGGUCGCGGGGAGCGUCGGGCCGUACGGCGCGUUUUUGGCGGAUGGGUCCGAGUAUACGGGGCGGUAUGCGCUGAGCAGGGAGGCUUUUAAGGAUUUCCAUCGCGAGCGCGUGGCGCUGUUGGUGGGGGCUGGGGCGGACGUGCUGGCGCUGGAGACGAUGCCGAAUCGGGUGGAGAUCGAGGCGGUGGUGGAGCUGCUGAGGGACGAGUUUCCCCAGACGAGGGCGUGGCUGGGCGUCACGGUGAGGCGGAGGAGGGAGGCGGUCAAGGGCGGGGCGGUGGCGGCGGUGGAGGAGGCGGCGGUGGAGCUGAGGAGGGUGGAGACGGGGGGCAGCUUGGCCAAGGAGGAGGGGUCGGCCGAGGGCGACGAGUUGGUGCUGAGCGAUGGGAGCGGGUUGAAGGGUGUGGGGGAGCUGGUGAGGGACAGCGAGCAGGUCGUCGCGGUGGGCGUGAAUUGCGUGCCGCAGGACCUGGUCGUCGAGGCGUUGAGGGCGUUGAGGGAGGGCGCGGGUGAGAAGGCGUGCGUCGUCUAUCCGAACAGCGGCGAGGUGUGGGAUGCGGAGAACAAGGUGUGGUUGGAGGGUGAGGCGACGGGGGGUAAGGCGUUAGAGGAGAGGGUGAGGGAGUGGUGGAAGGAGGGUGCUAGGUGGAUUGGUGGGUGUUGCCGGAUGGGGCCGAAGGACAUCAAGGUGAUCCGGCAGGUUGUGGAGGAGCUGCAGAAGGGAGGCUAA